CUCGCCGGGAUCGUCGUGCAGCCCCGGCGCGACGAGGAAGCCGAGGCGCGCCGCCGCAUGGAGACCCUGCUCUGCAGCGCCUUCGCCCCGCACAGCGCCUCCGUGGAGGUGCACACGGCCGUGUUCUGUCCCAGCCGCCCCGAGGGCACCCUGGACCUCCAGCUCGCCGCCAGCGGAGCGCACAAGGGCGCGUCGCCGGGCUGUGUCCCCCUAGUGGAUCGGGCGACCCAGACGAUGGGAAUAUGUGAAAACCAGUGACAGACCGGGCAUCACAGCCAAGGUGUCUUAAAGAGGAAAAGCCCACAGGGACCUAGGAACACACCAGCAAGCAGGUGCCUGAAGGAGGCGCUCGGGGCGCAGAAUCGUGGGCGUCCAAGUUUCCACAGGCCCCGAGGCCAGCGUUCACCAGGUGCCCAGGUCCGUGAGGGGCACGGCAGCUGCCCUCCACCCAUCCCCAGGAGCCGAGGAGGAGGGAGGACAGCAGGCUGGUGUCGGCAGAGAAGACUGUCCCCAGCACCCUGCCGUGGGAGCCACCCUGGCUUUUGUGACCUCACAGGAGGGGUGUGGGUGACCGUUCCCUGUGGGCCCUGGGCUCAGAGGGAUGCCAGAGCCUCCCCGCAGGGCAGGGGCACACGGCCCCUCGGGGAGGGAGCCAGGAGGUUAGGCAGCUCCAUGUAGGUGCACGUUUAGGUGAGGAGGACCCGCCAUGAAGAAGGGCAAGAGGCAGAAGUCAGAGGCCAGGCGCCGAGGCUCCACCUCCCAGCGCGCCAGCUCCGAAUCCAGCCCUCAGCAGCAGAGCUCGGAGUCCAGUUCACAGCAGCCCAUCUCCAGAUCCAGCCCGCAGCCGCCCAGCCCCCGGCCCACCUUGCAGCCGUCCAGCCGGGGACCCACCCCGCAGCCAACCAGCUCUGGAGUCACCUCACAGCCCAGCAGUGAAUCCACCGCCCCGCAGCCUGUGCCCCAGGCUCUCCCGGCUCCCGAACUCAGACGCUCGGCUCGGGGCGUUGUGUCUCCGGACACUGACACAAAAGCAUCCCCUCGAUCCAGGAAAACAGCAGGGCCUGUGACGCGAGCGGGCCCGCGCCCCUUCUGUUCCUGUUCCGCUUGCCCCGGCAGCUCUGCUUGCUGGCGUCGUCUGGGCCCGUGCCAUAGCCGCAUCUUCGAUGUCCUUCUGCCCCUGGCCUGGCCGCCCAUGCCAGGGAGAAGAUUCCCAAACUUCCUCACCUUCUACAGGUGUAGUAUGUGGUUUCCUCAGAUGCCUCAGCCCCAGGAUAGAGCUACAUGGUAGGACUACUUCACGGGAUGGUUGUGAAGCUUGAGGAAGACACUGGGUGUGAGGUGUUUAGCACAGGGCCUGGCACACGGCAGCAUUGACUACCUUUGUCACCUUCUCUCUGAGUGUCCAGGGGAGCUGGCAUCCCAGGCCAGCCCAUCCUCGGAUCCUGGGGGGUCCUGUGGUAGAGCUUUAUUGGGAGGGGUGCAGAGAGUUGUGUUCCCUUGAGAGGAGGAGCCAUAGGGGGAGAUGGACAUUCCUGUGAUCCUGAGGGGACCCCACAAUUUCCACUUUCCUCUGCAUAUAGACAGGCACUAAAUCCCAGCUGCCCCCCAACCUGUGGGCUUUCUGCUUUGCUUUGCAGAAGACCUGCAAGUAAACAUUCCACUCAUCGUAAUUCGCGUGCUCCGAGCCCUCGGGACUGUUGCUGUGGCUCUGGGAGCCCU
Messenger RNA from Balaenoptera acutorostrata (minke whale), 1719 nucleotides. It is a transcript of the gene SPATA3, whose product is annotated as spermatogenesis associated 3. The record is from RefSeq and is a predicted model, not a curated record. Lineage: Eukaryota; Metazoa; Chordata; Mammalia; Artiodactyla; Balaenopteridae. The coding region runs from base 707 to 1288 and encodes 193 amino acids. The transcript is spliced from 4 exons.